Cynoglossus semilaevis (tongue sole) is the source of this 2875-nucleotide messenger RNA. It is a transcript of the gene gmeb2, whose product is annotated as glucocorticoid modulatory element binding protein 2. Gene Ontology annotation, molecular function: RNA polymerase II cis-regulatory region sequence-specific DNA binding. Gene Ontology annotation, cellular component: nucleus. Gene Ontology annotation, biological process: regulation of transcription by RNA polymerase II. The record is from RefSeq and is a predicted model, not a curated record. The coding region runs from base 348 to 1925 and encodes 525 amino acids. Lineage: Eukaryota; Metazoa; Chordata; Actinopteri; Pleuronectiformes; Cynoglossidae. The transcript is spliced from 10 exons.
AAAUGUAUUAAAAAGAGACUUACUUGAGCUCACGUGAAACAGGAUUAGGUUAGCGUAACGUGUCAUAUUUGACAGGACUGACGGAAUGUUGACAUAAAAGCUUUUUUUCAGCUUUCUUAAUGUCACCUCACAGUCAUUUUCUGUCCGAAGAGUCAAUUUUGACACUGGGUGUAUUUUAAAUGUAUUCAUGAACGUGACAUUCGUAGCGUUUACUCUCCUCUGACACCAGCGGUCUGGUGUUACGACGAUGCCUCUCUUCCCUGCGAACCAGUCCCAACUAAUUUGAAACAGCUUUUGAAACACUCGCCGCCCAGCUGUUGGUUCUGAAGGUCUAACAACUGCACACAAUGUCUUCUGCAUCUGAGGUUGCCAUGUCGGAAAUGAGUGAAGUGGUGAUUGUAACUAUGCCAGAGUGUGUGAGUGAGGAUUUAACCCCUGUGAUGGAGGAGGAUAAAGGAGUGGUGGUGACUGCAGAGAUGAUGCCUCAACCAGGGGAUGAAGUCCUGAGUGUGGAAGCAGUGGAGACAGAUGCUGAUGUCAGCAGAUCAGAUUCACUCUUAAAGGAAGAGGAAGUCAUUGAUGUUGAUAUGAAGGUGGAUGUUGAAGCUGAUGUUUUCUACCCCAUCACCUGUGGAGAUGCCAAAGCUACACUGAUCUGGAAGAAGUUUGUGUGUCCUGGGAUCAAUGUGAAAUGUGUCCAGUUUAACGAGCAGCUCAUCAGCCCUAAGGAGUUUGUGGGUUUGGCAGGAAAAUCUACUCUAAAAGACUGGAAGAGAGCAAUUCGCCUCAAUGGAACUAUGCUCAGGAAGAUCAUGGACUCAGGUGAGCUGGAUUUCUACCAGCACGCUAAGGUCUGCUCCAACACCUGCCGCAGCACAAAGAUCGACCUGGUGGGAGCUAAAGUGUCUGUCAGCAGUGACACGUCCACUGAUCUGGUGCCGGCCACGCCCACUUCAGCUGAUCUAAAUGGAGCCGCAGCUUCUUUUCCUGAUACCACAGAGGAAACUUCAGAGUGGGUCACAGCCAUCGGAGAGGACACUGUGGUGUUCUGGCAAGCUGUAAAAGAUGCAGGGCUGUUGGAGGAAGUGGUGGAGAACUUUCAGAAGGAGCUGGAGGAGGUGUUGAAGGGGCUGCAGGAGAGAGUAUGCAACCCACCUCUACAGGUCAAAGAUGCUGUGCUUCUCAACAACAUAGUGCAGAACUUUGGAAUGUUGGACCAGGUGAAGAAGGUUCUUUCCAGUCAUAAGAACCAGAUGGACCGUUAUAGAGAACAGUACACUCGCAGCCUUGCUGCUCUGGAGCAGCAGUGUGACGAGCACAGGAAGCGAGCCAAAGAGCUGAAGAGUAAAUCCCAGCACCUCAACAGUGUUCUGAUGACCCUCGCCCCAGCACCUGCCCCGUCCCCGCCAAAACGCCCUCGGCUGACCCGUACUGUGUCUAGUCCAGCAAAGGUCAGUGCUGUUCCCACCCAGAUCACGCUGCCUCUAAAUCAGCUGACCAACCUGCCACUGGGCAAAGUUCUGACCAUGGCAGGAGAUCCAGCCAGCACCAACCUGGGUGGGUACACGCUCCUGACCUCUGCGCUUCCUGGGUCCGAGCUAGUCCCCGACGGCUCCAGCGUUACUGUGCUAUCCACGACGACAGGUCAGGAGGACACAACCGAUGGCACCUCCACCUUCGUUAAGGUGCUGGGUCCUCAGUUCCAGCUGGUCACGCUUCCAUCUACGCUCCAGGGCCUGGCCUCCACUCAGGGCAUCAGUGUCCAACAGCAGGUGGCAAAUAUCAGUGUGGUGGAGGCUUCUGCAGCCGCUGUGGAUGAUGCACUGGAUGAAGCUCAGGUGGACGGUGGAGACUGUGAACUUCAGCAGACUGACGUGAUAGAAGAGACGGAGCAGGAAUCUGAAAAGCAGUUAAUAGAAGCGUAGAGAUGCACACGAAUAUGAACUUUUUGGGAUUUGGAUUUUAAAAAAAAAGAGGAACAUGAAUACAGAGUCCGUUCAGAAACUACCUGCUUCUCCAAAAUAAUGAGUUAUUCCUUUUUUUGCAUCAUUCGGUGCCAUGCUACAGACUUCUUCAGUGUUAUUAGAAAUUUGUACAGAUAGAUUUAUGUGAUUGCUUCGUGUAGCGAAAACAGAACCUGUUAUUUUCUCGUAUGAAUCUUUUCAUUUGCCCUAAUGUUCGUGCACAGAGGCAUGGCUACAGACCCUAUAUUGAGCUAAGUCUUGAGCAGAAAACGAUUUUACGCUGAAGAAUUCAUUGUUUUCUUAAUAACUUGCUCCGUUGGUAUUGAAGUGCGUAACAGUUUGUCGUACAGUAAAUUGGCUGAUUUCCAUUGUUUCAGAGGUGAGGAAAAAUACCUUAAGUGGCGUGAUGCUAAUUUGCCACAAGAUGGCGCAACGGCUUAAAUUUUUCAGUCGUUACCGUGAUCAGACAUUACCUGCGUGUAUGUGUCUGUUUUGGCGUCGACACAUUCAUCACUUGCAUUAAUGCUGUAGACAUUGAGACAAGUGUUCAAUGUGUUUCUCCAUCUGUGUUUAUUCUCUACCACUAAUUCAUGUUGACUGUUCAAUCCCACACUGAGCUCUGCAGCUUCGUCUGUUUCAUCUGUUCCGCCUGUCGCUGCUUUCCGCGUCACUACAACCUGAAUAUUUUGAUACGAAACAAUAUUUUCUGUGUAUAAUUACAAAUAUUAUAAUGUGAAAACAUCGACAAAAAUUAUGAACGAUUUUCUUAACGCACAUCGCACAACUGCCUGUCGUUUUACCACCUCUAUUAUGUUAUAUACUGUCUGUGAUUUUGUAGAAAAAGUGGAAAUUCCCCGUUUGUGUUUGAGCUGUUAAAGAAAAUUACAAUAAAUUUAGGCUUAAAAAACAAA